AUGCCGGGCACUUCGAGUUUAUCCACGAGCUUGCGCAACAGCUUCGCGAUCAAGAAGGCUGGAUCGAGUGGUCAACUGUUGUCUCUCAACAUCGACUUAUUCCGCAACCUCAUAUUCUUCCUGUUUCUGUUAAGAUGGACGAGGAAGGGUUUACUGAAGCUUAAGGGACGUGGAUUGUUCGGCACGUUCGCAGAUACAUAUAUUGCCCUCAGGCGAUACGCAUACGGCCUCUUCCUCCGCGCGCCAGGCGUCCGAUCGCAAGUCCAGAAGCAGGUCUCCGAAGCAGUCACGAAGUUACAAGGGAAGCUUGUGCCGUCCGGACCCGGCAUUGUACGAUAUCUGACACUACCAAAAGAAGGAUGGUCGGAGGAGACGGUGCUGAGGGAGCUGGAAACACUGGCUAACAUGGACCACACGAGAUGGGAGGAUGGAUUCGUUUCUGGAGCAGUUUAUCAUGGAGGAGACUCCUUGAUCAAAUUGCAGACUGAGGCGUUUGGGAAGUUCACUGUGGCGAACCCUAUUCACCCUGAUGUCUUCCCUGGUGUAAGAAAGAUGGAGGCGGAAAUUGUGUCGAUGGUUUUGGCUAUGUUCAACGCUCCCGGUGGAUCAGCAGGUGUGACAACCAGUGGAGGAACAGAGUCUAUCUUGAUGGCAUGCUUGAGUGCCAGGAAUAAGGCAUAUGCAGAGAGAGGUGUCACAGAGCCAGAGAUGAUUCUACCAGAGACAGGCCACACAGCCUUCCGUAAAGCAGGCGAAUACUUCGGCAUCAAGAUCCACCUAGUUGCCUGUCCAGCACCCUCUUACCAAGUACACAUCCCCUCUGUAGCCCGCCUCAUCAAUAGCAACACCGUUCUUCUCGUCGGCUCGGCCCCUAACUUCCCUCAUGGCAUAAUCGACGACAUAACUUCCCUCUCCAAGCUCGCUCUCAAACGCAAGAUCCCGCUACACGUUGACUGCUGCUUGGGUUCCUUCCUCGUCCCCUUCCUCGAGAAAGCAGGCUUUGAAACGGAGCUAUUCGAUUUCAGACUCAAGGGUGUGACGAGUAUCAGUUGCGAUACACAUAAAUACGGAUUCGCACCCAAGGGGAAUUCAACUUGUUUGUACCGGAACGAGAAACUCAGGAGCUACCAGUACUUCAUCUCACCUGACUGGUCUGGUGGCGUGUACGCCUCUCCCUCAAUUGCGGGCUCUAGACCCGGUGCUCUGAUUGCUGGAUGCUGGGCUAGUUUGAUGAGCGUAGGCGAGUUAGGAUAUAUCAAGUCAUGUUCGGAGAUUGUUGGAGCGACAAAGAAGAUCGUCGAUGCUAUCGAGCAUAAUCCUGCUCUGAAUAGCGACCUGGAAGUCCUAGGUCACCCCUUGGUAUCCGUUGUUGCUUUUAACUCGAAGACGCUGGAUGUGUAUGAUAUUGCCGAUGCGAUGUCUGCUAAGGGAUGGCACUUGAACUCCUUGCAGAGUCCACCGGCUAUUCACGUCGCUGUCACUCUACCUAUCGUCAAGGUCUGGGAGAAGCUCGUUUCUGACUUGGAGGCUGUUGUGGAAGGCGAGAAGGAGAAGGAACGUGUUAGGAUCGUGGAAGGUAAAGGAGCCAAGGGGAAGAGCUUGGGUGACAGUGCUGCACUGUAUGGUGUUGCCGGAAGCUUGCCAAACAAGAGCGUGGUGGUUGAGCUUGCUAGUGGGUUCUUGGAUACCCUGUACAAAGCCUAG
Molecule: messenger RNA, 1704 nt
Organism: Cadophora gregata
Lineage: Eukaryota; Fungi; Ascomycota; Leotiomycetes; Helotiales; Ploettnerulaceae
Exons: 3
Coding region: 1-1704 (567 amino acids)
Biological process (GO): carboxylic acid metabolic process; sphingolipid catabolic process
Cellular component (GO): endoplasmic reticulum
Molecular function (GO): sphinganine-1-phosphate aldolase activity; pyridoxal phosphate binding
Source: RefSeq, a predicted model, not a curated record